Molecule: messenger RNA, 2285 nt
Organism: Cimex lectularius (bed bug)
Lineage: Eukaryota; Metazoa; Arthropoda; Insecta; Hemiptera; Cimicidae
Gene: Sse
Product: separin
Exons: 12
Coding region: 520-2205 (561 amino acids)
Biological process (GO): meiotic chromosome separation; proteolysis
Cellular component (GO): mitotic spindle; cytoplasm; centrosome
Molecular function (GO): cysteine-type endopeptidase activity
Source: RefSeq, a predicted model, not a curated record
UCAGACAUUAUCAACUGUUUUCUGCUCUGUUUGAUUUAAAGUAUCAAUUGUUUCAGACCCAGAACGCUAUCAGAACCUGUUUGAGUCCGAACAAUUAAUAUUCAAAUUAAACUAAAAAACCGGCGUUGAUGUUGACAGGUCAGAAACAAAAUUGAUAUUCAUUAAAUAAAAAUCAUCAACACGAAAAGUUGUUGUACACAAAUAUUUACACCCAGCAAGUAUAGCCUGAUAGUUUCCUCCAUUUGCCGCCUUUUUUGUGAUAACGUCCAACGCAGAACUUACAAGAAAAAAAUGGAUAUUUGUUUCUGAAGGAUUUCUAAAACUAUCUGCAAGCGCUUCUCUCAGUCUGUAAAAAGGAAAACCGAGCAAGUCUUAACAAUUUUAUUUUACCCUAUUUUAAACCCUACUUCGUUAAAAUUGGCGGGCAAACUUGUACAAAAAGAAGUCGGUGAUAAACCUGUCCAGGGAUCUUUUAGUCAUUUUGAUUUUUAAUCCUUACUAACUUAUUUUCUCGAGAUCAUGGACAAGGAGGAGAUAAUCAGGAAUAUACAAACGAUCAUUAAAGCAGAACCGGGAAAACUCAACGGGCCUUUAUAUUCCAUAUCAAGAAGACAGAUGGCAAGGUUGUGUUUGGAUGCUGGUGAGGAGCUCAAUGCCAUAUAUCACUUGACUGAAUCGCACGGAGUAGGCUUACGUCAGGCAACCCUUUUUGAGAUCGCCAGGGAAGAAGGGAACUUUAGGCUGGAUGCAGACAUAGUAUCGUUCACGAAAGGGUAUGCUAAACGUGAGGCAGAAGGAAUGCUUGAAAGGCUCAAAGAAAUGCCUUCAGAAUGGACAAUAGUACAGGUGACAAGAGAGUAUGACCCUUUUGAACUUUUUAAUCCUAGAUGUCCAGAGACGAGCCCAAAACUCAAAGGUUUCCACAUAACGAGACUGCCAUGUGGGAAUGCGCCAUCACAACUGCCAUUAACAGUAGAAAGCUGUUGGCCAGCUGAUGCACUAAAGGACCCUGUAGAAGGGUUUUGGAAUGUGAAAAAAAAAUUGAAAAUGCGCCAAGGUGUCUCAUCGUGUAUUAGAAAAUUAAGAAAGGAAGCUGCAGAUGAAGCAGAGAGUUAUUGUAGAGAUUUUGGUCGAAUGGCUUUAAAACAGUGGGUGGUGUUGUUUCUUGGAAAGCUUUGUGAUAAGAACUUAGAAAACGAAAUAAGAAAGAAAAUUGAUGAGGUCCUUAAAAAAUAUCCUGAAGUUACUAAGAGGCAAAGAUAUGUCAUUUAUCUCCUUGCUGAAGGCUCAGUGCAUUUAAGAGAUGAAGAGUUGGAUGAUGGGAUUUUCAGCAUAACCAUUAAAAAUGAAACACUGCAAGAUGAACUAUAUGAAACAAUUACCAAUAUUAGAGAAGAUUACAGUUCGCUUCCAGUUCAGAGGCGAUAUCCUGUCAUUUUAAUAUUGGAUGAGCAUUUAGACUUGCUACCCUGGGAAAAUUUGUUGAUAUUCAGACGACAUCCAUUUUCUAGGGUGCCUUCAUUGCAUUUUGCCCACAGCCUUUACAUGCUGCAUAAAAAUGAAAUAAAAAAUGGAUUGAGAAUGUUUUUAAGAGAGCUGCCUGAAAAUGAAAUAUGUUACUACAUAGUUAAUCCUGAAGGUGAUUUACCAACUGUGGAGGAAAAUCUUGCUAAAUUUCUUAAGAAAAGGUUUCCAAACUGGGUCGGAAUCAUAGGUAAAAAACCAUCGCAGGAAGAACUAAUUUCAGCUCUGACGAAGAGUAAUACUUUUGUAUACUGCGGUCAUGGUAGUGGCAGUCAGUACAUGGCGAGCGAAACCGUAUCAAAGCUGAAGGUCAAACCUGUACAGCUUCUUUUCGGUUGCUCAAGCGUUGCUUUGAAAGACCAUGGGGGAAUUGUUGAAAUGACUGGAGAUGUACUUCAGUAUGCUGUAGCAGGAAGUGGUUGUACUGUUGGAAUGCUGUGGGCAGUCACAUCCCAUGAUACUGACUUAAUGACGAUGAACAUCGCAAACCUUUGGCUGCCUGGAACUGCAAUCGAUGUUAAAACAUUUGAACCGUUGCCAGAAGGAAAGGUAAAAAAAGAGCCAGAACUCUUAAGAGCAAUAAAAGAGUCAAGAGAAGUAGCAUCACUUUUUACCAACAAAGCCGCCUUUAUAGCUAGGGGAAUUCCGAUAAAGAUUGUCACGGGAGAUAAAAAUCUAUGACAAACUUUUGUUUGUACUAUAUAGUAUUAUAUCUAAAAAAUUAAUGUGAACAAUGUAUUUAUAUUAUAUAUUAAAGUGAA